AGAAUAACUUCCUCUUCACUUUACUCUCAAGUGGAGAUAGAGCUAAUAUAAGAACAGGGUUUUUUUCUAAAAGUUUUAGUUUUAAUAAGACUUCUUCAUCUUAUCGCAAGAUUUGGGUUUGUGAGAGAAAGUACAUUUUUAGAGUGCUGAGGAGUCUCACAUAUGGCUAAAAAAUUUGGACCAAAAUGGUGUAAUAAUAUGAGGGUGAUUGGAGUUUGUAUGAUUGGUUUUCUUGUUGUAGCUUCAUCAGUCUUAUUAGUUUCAGGUAAUGAAAUUAGUACUGCACAAAAAGCUGCAACUCAAGAGAUUUAUCCCAAUUAUGUUACCAGAGUCUCCAACAAUUCUUCACAUCCUAACACUCGAUCAGGAUAUAUCCAUGUUUGGCCAGACAUGAAAUUUGGAUGGAAAAUUGUGGUGGGAGGGAUAAUUGGAUUUCUAGGGGCAGCAUUUGGGAGUGUUGAAGGGGUUGGUGGUGGUGGGACUUUUGUCCUAAUCCUCACUCUCAUUAUUGGGUUUGAUGAAAAAUCAUCAACUGCAAUCUCCAAGUGCAUGGUUAUGGGGGGAGCAGCUGCCACUGUCUUGUACAACUUACGACAAAGACAUCCAACACUGGAUUUUCCCAUCAUAGAUUAUGACCUUGCACUUCUAUUUCAACCAAUGUUGAUGCUUGGGAUCACUAUUGGAGUUUCUUUUAAUGUCAUUUUUGCAGAUUGGAUGAUCAUACUCUUGCUUAUCAUUGUACUCCUCAGUAAUGCAAUUGGCCUCAAUAUUUUUCUUCCUAUUUUUUUGUAA
Molecule: messenger RNA, 792 nt
Organism: Humulus lupulus (European hop)
Lineage: Eukaryota; Viridiplantae; Streptophyta; Magnoliopsida; Rosales; Cannabaceae
Product: sulfite exporter TauE/SafE family protein 3-like
Exons: 3
Coding region: 163-792 (209 amino acids)
Biological process (GO): protein ubiquitination
Cellular component (GO): Cul4A-RING E3 ubiquitin ligase complex; membrane
Source: RefSeq, a predicted model, not a curated record